Messenger RNA from Protopolystoma xenopodis, 285 nucleotides. The record is from the annotation of a GenBank genome assembly. NCBI's taxonomy places the organism in Eukaryota, Metazoa, Platyhelminthes, Monogenea, Polystomatidea, Polystomatidae.
CUCUUACUCGAUGUCACCGAUGAUGUGGCCAGUCACUAUCCUCAGCUCACUACCUACGAGGCACGAGGCGCCGGACCCCUUCCUGAUGCCAUUGACAAACGACCCUCUUCAGCAUUCCUCACUUCUCCUAGUUCCCCUACAGCCUCAACUGGUGCUUCUUUAUCGACUGCUCCGGGUUCGUCGUCCCACUCUUUAUUCCUCUCAAAGCCUGGCCACUUUCAAAAACUUCGACUUGAGCCAAUCAUCCAUUUUACUGCCGCUACAAUGACUACGUAUCUGAUUUAA